AUGGCUUCAUCUAGUUCUAGUUAUACGAAUUCUCCUUGCGCCGCGUGCAAAUUCUUGAGGAGAAAAUGCAUGCCGGAUUGCAUAUUUGCUCCCUAUUUCCCACCUGAGGAACCACAAAAGUUUGCAAAUGUCCACAAGAUAUUUGGUGCCAGCAAUGUAAGCAAGCUUCUGAAUGAGGUGCUCCCCCAUCAGAGAGAGGAUGCAGUCAACUCUUUGGCCUACGAAGCGGAGGCCCGGAUGAAAGAUCCGGUGUAUGGAUGCGUAGGAGCCAUCUCAGUCCUCCAAAGGCAAGUCAUUCGCCUCCAGAAGGAGCUGGACGCCACAAAUGCUGAUCUCAUCCGCUAUGCAGCAAGCAGCUGCAACAAUCUUGAAAUUCCAAUUGCAUCCCAGUCCGGGAGGACUAGGACUAAUAGUAAUACGGGUCAUGGAGGAGGGUCUCUUGGUCAAAAUCCUGGGUUGUAUUUUUCUUCUCCAUGGAAUAGAUCAGACUCUUACGGAGGAGAUAGAAACGAGAGAGGAGGAGGAUGA
This is a messenger RNA of Prunus armeniaca (apricot), 528 nucleotides long. Lineage: Eukaryota; Viridiplantae; Streptophyta; Magnoliopsida; Rosales; Rosaceae. The record is from the annotation of a GenBank genome assembly.